GUCGGUUUACAUCCGUCUCAGUGGACUUACCUCCGGGUGUGUGUGACAGUCCGUCAAUAGCGUUUAGGAAGACAUGUUUACCUGCGUGUAACACCACUGUAUAUCAACAACUGAUGAUGUUCGUAUACCUGUUUGCCUGCAUUGCCCUGUCGUUUGUACAUGGUGGGGAUGUACUGUCAGGCAGUGUUUACUGUAAACACCGUGACUGCGCCUUUACACCCAGUCUCUCCUAUAAACAGGGAGCCACGGCUUAUGGCGUGUUUAAUGAUACCCUGGAAGAAAAAGGGUGGGCGCAGCUGGACAUCCGGGCAGGUUACGGUCGCCAGGCAAGCGAUGCUGACGUCAUGUUUGCUGCAGGGUACCUGGAAGGAGUUUUAACAUCACGGAGGAUAUACCAGCACUACCAAAAUGUGAAAAACCCGUUCUUCCUUUCGCGGCCGCAAGCCGUGGUUGCGUUUGCACGAAAGUUUUUACACGAACAGGACAGGUGGACACGUGACAUGAUAUUACAAUUCUCGUCCACGGACCCGUUUUGGCGACAUGUUGGUCACGUGACUGCACAGCUGGAUGGCUUAUACACUGGCUACAACGACUGGUCCACGACUGAAGAGAAGCUGGAUUUCUUUACCUUCCAAGCCCUCAGCGCCUCAGGUGAUCUCUCCGACAUUAUGAGUGCAAGCAACUCCUCACAGCGCCCUGACUGGAGAACCAUGACGAAAGCAGAGGUGGACCGCUUCCUCCUAAUUGGGAGUCGUUGUUCGGCAGUGGUGAAGGUAACUGACAACUUCGAUAACAUAUUUAUGGGCCACUCCACCUGGUUCCUGUACCAGACCAUGCUGAGGAUAUACAAGUACUGGACCUUCAAACUGCAGGACGAAACCACCAAGGUCAAAACGAUGUCCUUCUCAAGUUAUCCAGGAAUAUUGGCAUCGGUUGAUGACUUCUACGUUAUGAGCGACACAUCGUUGGUGAUGUUGCAGACUACCAACGACAUCUUCAACGCUUCUUUGUUCAACCUCAUACAACCUCAUUCCCUUCUUGCCUGGCAGCGAGUCCGAGUCGCCAACAUGGCGGCAACAUCGGGACCGGAGUGGGCAGAAAUGUACAAGAGAUUUAACUCAGGCACUUACAUGAACCAGUACAUGGUAAUAGACUUGAAGCGUUACCAGCCCAAGCAACACCUUGAGGACAACUUACUGUGGGUGGUGGAACAGAUUCCCGGGCUCGUAGUAUCAGGUGACCAGACACAGAUACUGAGAAAAGGCUAUUGGGCGUCCUACAACGUCCCCUUUUACGAGAGCAUCUACAACAUCAGUGGCUAUCCUGAAUUUGUAUCUGUGCACGGCUCCGAUUACUCGUAUGAGAUGGCCCCUCGGGCGAAAAUAUUCCGUCGAGACCAUAGCACCAUCCAUGACAUGGAGACCGCCCAACAGCUGCUCAGAUCUAACGAUUAUGCCAAUGACCCUUUUUUCGGAAGAUAAUGCUUGCUAUGCUGUUUGUUGUCGGGGCGACCUGGUGACGCCGGGGCCCGUGGCAGAUGGGUGCAUUGACACUAAGGUAACAGAUGUCGACCUGGCCUUGAACAGCUCAGCCUCGAUCAUAAGUGGUCCAACUACAGCAAACAAUCUGGAGUCAUUUGAUUGGUCAAAGGAGUUCAAGAACAUAUCGCACAUUGGAUUACCACAGAAAUAUGACUUUUCGUUUUACAACGUCUAUGCCAUGUUAUAGGAGACGAGAAUGUACAGUAUAUUAAACAGCACUACUGAAACGACAAUUGUAACUUUACUCUGAUUAGCUUCACAAUAACAACGUGUAUAAAUAGUUGUUUAUUGUGAUUAUACACCUUUAACUACCGUUUGAAGGUUACGUACGUAAGGUGGAAUACGUUUGAAAGUAUACUUAAUAAGUAUUUCAAACUUAAUUU
Molecule: messenger RNA, 1924 nt
Organism: Haliotis rubra (blacklip abalone)
Lineage: Eukaryota; Metazoa; Mollusca; Gastropoda; Lepetellida; Haliotidae
Product: phospholipase B-like 1
Exons: 10
Coding region: 114-1481 (455 amino acids)
Biological process (GO): phospholipid catabolic process
Cellular component (GO): extracellular region
Molecular function (GO): glycerophospholipase activity
Source: RefSeq, a predicted model, not a curated record